AUGGCAUUUAUUAUCUUGUAUCCAGCCGUUGCAGCUUUAGCCCUUUUUAUUGUCAGUGUUAUAAUAAUUAUGUUACGUUUUGGCCCACGUCUCUGCGGGCUACGUCAUCACGCCUUGCCCGAUCGAGAAGAUUGGCAAGAUCGGGCCUACGAACAUGAAAUAAGUUAUGCCUGAUAUUAGCAAGGGGGUUUUCUUUAAAUAAUUUCCAAAAACAAAUUGUUUACAUUCCAUUCGAUAGUUACGAAUGUCUUCGUUUGCCACAAUUUUAAUUUUUUUGUGUUAAGUGCCUUAAUAUAAAAUCGAUUCUACUCUUUAUUUUAAAAAUUGAACUGAAGACAUUUGAAAAAAAUGUUUACCACCCUUUCCGUCCAUUUAUUGCAACCCAAAAGAAUCUCCCCUUAUCUUAGGAAGACUUCUUUGCUUAGUCCUUAAGCUAACAAAUUACAUCGAUUAAUGAAUAUAUAUUAUACAAUUUACAAAUUUUACAUAUUUACUAACAUUUACACAAUGCAUUCUAUGUAUCCACAAUUUUAUGAGUUCGUGUUUUAUACACGAAAAAUAAAGUAUGUUUAAAAUAA
Messenger RNA from Musca domestica (house fly), 578 nucleotides. RefSeq lists its product as uncharacterized. The transcript has a single exon. The record is from RefSeq and is a predicted model, not a curated record. Lineage: Eukaryota; Metazoa; Arthropoda; Insecta; Diptera; Muscidae. The coding region runs from base 1 to 174 and encodes 57 amino acids.